Messenger RNA from Sardina pilchardus (European sardine), 791 nucleotides. RefSeq names its product trypsinogen-like protein 3. The coding region runs from base 1 to 705 and encodes 234 amino acids. The record is from RefSeq and is a predicted model, not a curated record. Gene Ontology annotation, cellular component: secretory granule. Gene Ontology annotation, biological process: proteolysis. Lineage: Eukaryota; Metazoa; Chordata; Actinopteri; Clupeiformes; Clupeidae. The transcript has 4 exons. Gene Ontology annotation, molecular function: serine-type endopeptidase activity.
AUGAUUUCCACAGGGGUGAGUGUGGGCACGGACUGCAGCCCGUUCGCCAGACCGUGGCUCGUCUCCCUCUCCAAUGUGGAUGACCUGACUGGACAGUCGGACCCAGAGCAGAGGAUCUCAGUGGGCGAAUGGAUUAACCGCAGCAAAUACACCACCCGUCACAAGAGGAGUCCCGUAACUGACCUGGAGCUGGUGAGGUUGGCCUGGUCGGCGCGCUUCACCCCCCAGGUCCAGCCCAUAGCUCUGCCCACUCGAUGCCCACAGCCUGGGGAGCGGUGUGUGGUGUCUGGCUGGGGACCCAGUGACCCAGGGACCGGGUCGAGAAAGCAACAGUGUCUGGUCCGGGAAGUUCUCAGUGAAUCUGCCUGUAGGCAGGCACACGGGUACUGGACGGGCAAUCUGGUCUGCACUGGACCCCAGCACACCACAGAAUGCAACUGUCUGAGAGACGACAGUAGUGUUUUGGAGUGUGGAGGCGUGCUGCAGGGAGUGAAAGGUUUUGUAUUCUUAUCUGAGGGAUGCUCCACAGGGAAGCCAGACACCUUCUCCCCCAUCUGCCAGUACAGGAGCUGGAUCGACGCAAUCAUGAGCACCAACACUCCAACUGUGGGGCCGCAAAUCACAAGUCUACCCAUGACUCCAACCACAGCUUCAACCUCAACUAUACUGAUAAGCGCCGCAUGGCCUUUUGACGAUUUAUCUUAAACCAGUGUGAAAACUAGAGGGGCACGGUGCUGACAGCACCAAAGCCAUGGCUGUCAUACCAAGAAAAUACAACUUAGCCGACUGAU